UGGCCGGGGCCGCGGCUUCCGCCGAGGGCCGGGAUUGGCGGCGGCGCGCGGGCGGCCAAAGGCGGCAGCAGCAAAACCCCGGCGCGCGCCGGUGUCCGCGUGUCCAGAAGUGGCCCUCAAAGUCUUGGAUUCUCUUUUACUUGAGACUUGUUUUGUGAUGGAGACGGUGUUGAAGUCUACCUGUGACAAACAGCACCCUCAGCAGGCUGAAGACUUGCACGGGAGCCUUGAGCAGAGCAGCAAGCUUUCAGCAGGAGUAAAAAAAGAUAUUGAAAAACUUUAUGAAGCAGUGCCACAGCUUGUAAAUGUUUUCAAAAUAAAGGAAAAAAUUGGAGAAGGUACUUUUAGUUCUGUUUACUUGGCCACAGCACAGCUACAAACAGGUUAUGAGGAAAAAAUGGCUCUGAAGCACUUGAUUCCAACUAGCCACCCUCUGCGAAUAGCUGCUGAACUUCAGUGCCUCACAGUGGCAGGGGGACAAGAUAAUGUUAUGGGAGUUAAAUACUGCUUCAGGAAAAAUGAUCAUGUUGUAAUUGUUAUGCCAUAUCUGGAGCAUGAAUCCUUCUUGGACAUUUUGAAUUCCCUUUCCUUUGAAGAAGUGAGGGAGUACAUGUUUAAUCUGUUUAAAGCACUGAGGCGCAUUCAUCACUUCGGUAUUGUUCACCGUGACGUCAAGCCCAGCAACUUCCUCUACAACAGGCAGCUAAAAAAGUAUGCCUUGGUAGAUUUUGGCUUGGCACAAGGAACCCCUGAUACACAAAUUGAGCUGCUUAAAACUGCCCACUCUGAAGACCAGCAGGGAAGUUGCUUGCAAACUAAUCCCAUUACAGCCUUAGGAAAUGGGGUUUCUGUCAGUGUCACAGCACCUAAAGAGAUAGCUCAACAGUCAGCCUCAAAAGCAGCUGACAGAAGGUCCAGCUCACUUUCAAAAGUCCAGAUGAAACAAGGAAGAGGAGGAAAGGAGGACUCUGUGCACCAUUCUGUCCAGCGCUCUGUCUUUGGAGAGAGAAAUUUCAAUGUCUACAGCUCCACGUACCAGGAGACCUCAAGCACAAAACUCAUAAAACAAUCAAAGAUGAUAGAUGUUUCAUCUAGGAAGUUAGUAACAAAGAAGAAGAUUAUUUCUACCAAAACUGUGAGCAAUGGGGCAGCCAGGAAAGCUGCCAGUGGUUGCCCUUUAAACCUGCUCUGUGACUGUUAUGCAACGGAUAGAGUUUGCAGUGUUUGCCUUUCAAGGCGUCAGCAAGUGGCUCCCAGGGCAGGAACACCUGGAUUCAGAGCACCAGAAGUAUUAACAAAGUGCCCUACUCAGACCACAGCAAUAGACAUGUGGUCUGCAGGAAUCAUAUUCCUUUCUCUACUCAGUGGACGGUAUCCAUUUUUCAAAGCAAGUGAUGAUUUAACUGCUUUGGCACAAAUCAUGACAGUUCGUGGAUCCAGAGAAACCAUUCAGGCUGCUAGAACUUUUGGAAAAUCAGUUGUGUGCACUCAAGUUGUCCCAGCUCAAAAUCUACGAACCCUCUGUGAAAAACUGAGAGGAACAAAUAGCAGCUGUAAGAGAUCUCAUGGAGAAGAGACCAGCAGGUCUGAAAACAACACAGCUUUGGCAGUUGCAGCAGACAAACACUUGCAGAAUUUUCAGGAAGGUGAUAGUGCUUUGGAAAUUAAGGCAACUGACAUGAAAGGAUGGGAUCAGGUUCCUGAUGAAGCAUAUGACCUACUUGAUAAGCUACUAGACUUAAACCCUGCAACGAGAAUAACUGCAAAAGAGGCUUUGCUGCAUCCUUUUUUUAAAGACAUAAGGCUCUGAGAAAAUAACUUACUCUGUUAUUUCUUUCAUAUGUUUUGUGUGGAAAUGAAAUACUGAGGCAGUUUUACCUUGUUGCCCUCAACACUUACACUCAUUGAAAUAAUAUCACACUGUUCUCUUAACUACUGAAAUUUUGUCUUGUACAGUUAGACUGCAAAUGUCAGUUUAAGAAAUACUUGCAGAUGCAAAAGUUACAUAGACAUCACUAACAUGGUCUUAUCUGAGAGGUUAUUGCUGUGCAUACCUGUUCUCUAAGAAAGUUAACUUGGAUCAAAAACAACAAAGAAAAAAGAGUUUCAUAAGCUUUAUGCUUAAUUCUCGAGAUAUUCCCUUAAAAUUUAAAGGUUUGCCUUAAGGUAAGACUGAAAUAAGAAAGAGUUUGAGAGACUUUUUUCUGUACUUGCAUAUCUCUGCUUUGUUCCUGUUUAGUACAUGGGGGACUGAAAAUGGAACAAAGUGUAUUCAUUUUGUUCAGACUAUUUUCAGAGAACAAUAUUACUUUGGGAGUGUUGCUAGAGGAAAGGCCAGGUGCUGGAGAUUAUCUCAUCAAAAGAAAAGCAUAACUUUUAAAAGUACAUUCUUGUUCCUGUCUGGCCUUUUCUACUUAGGCAAUAGUAAUAAAUGCAGUUACUCAUUUUGCAUAGCCCAUGUUUCCUCAGAGUCAUGUGUAACUGUCAGUGUUCCACAGCUGCUGCCUUCAGGAUGUCUCAGGUGCCAGGCAUAGGUUUGAUUUCUGUUAUGGAAACUGAUUUAUUAAAAAAUACCUGUUCAAUAAAUGAUUUGGUUUUUUAACUUCAGAAGCUUGACUAGAGAUACUUUGAUAAAAGUAAGGUAAGUUUUCCCAUGGGAUGUUUCUGUUCAGGGAACCUUGCACAUAGGUUUCCUGCAUAAAUUCCUUCUAAAGAUAGAAGAUAGUUCCACUAUAACAGCCAUACACACUAGAGCUAUCCAAAAACUAUCUUAAUUAUCAAGGAACUCUUACUACAGAGUUAGCUGGCUAUUGUGUGGUCCUAAGGAGGAAAAUCCCAUACCUUCAAUGUGCAAAGUGAGCUACAUCAUGUUCAACAGAAGUUUCUCUAAACCCCUUGAUAAUUCUGGAGACUGAAACAUAAUACCAUGUUUUUCCAUGUACAUUUCUUGAGGUGCUGAUGGAGUUGCUGUAAGAGAUUCUGGCCAUUCUGAGAAGAGGUUGCUGCUUUGAUAACUCUUGUAAAAGCCUCAGAUGAGCUGAUGGUUAUGAAAGUGCAAAGAUUCUGACCCAGGACUGGGGCUGAAGAGACAAGAUUUCAGUAUUUUCAAAACCUUGAAUACAUAGAAAAUAAUGGUAAUGUUACUCUGUUUCUGGCAUCAGCUGUUAGGGAAAAAUAUUUGCAGAUGUCAGAAUAUUGAUUGCAAAAAAUCUUGAAACCCUCAAGACCCUGGGGCCCAGGUCUUGUAAUUUUUGCUGUUUAUAUAAUUUCAACACAGCACAUCACUGAGAAAUUAUUUAUCUAAAGGAACUGUGGCCAAAUUUGGCAAACAAUGGUGUCUGCCAGUGUCUCCAGAUGUAUCGUUUCCUCCUACAUUCACUCAUGCUGUCUAUGGUCUUAUGAGAGAGGUCUCUGACAAAAAGAGAAAAUAUCUCAGCUAUCUAUUGUGAGCUUUCUAAGCAACUUGAGCUCUUGAGCUUCCCUGCUAACAGCCUUCAGCAGCUCCUUCCAUCAGCCCUACAACAAUUAACCUCUGCAUUCAUUUAAUAGCCAAAAAGGAAAAAUCAUUGCUAAUGGUAUUUUUACAAAUCGUUAGGGAUAAAUAAAAUUUGUAAGGAACAGUUCUAAACUCCAUGUAUUCCAUAAUGAUCUGGAAGAACACACUGCUAUUCCUUCUUCCAGACAGCUAUUUAAAAUAUGGAGAAUUCUUUUUCAAGAGGAAGGGCAAAGUAAAAAGAAAAUUGUGUUUUAACUAAGAAAUGCUUAGGAAGUACUUUUUGUAGCACUCUAUAAUAAAGAGGGAAGCUAGAAGUAAAAUGUUAAAUGCAAUGGCCUCUCACUGGGACCAAAAAAAGAAAAAGAAGGAAAAGAGCAAAAAAUUACUAGGACUGAGCAGUGGUUGCCACUGGAUUUUCUGCUUCUCUCUGCUGUGAUUCUAAGAAUCUCUAAAAACUAUUAAGGUAAGAGCCAAGUACCAAGAUUCCUUUAAAGUUUAAAUACAUGAUUUGAGAUAUUAAUAAACUGAACAUGAAUCUUACAGUAUGAAAGCUGCAAUUAGAAAAAAAUCUGCACAGAAAUUACAUUGCUUCAACAAAUGUUCAGUGGUUGUGAAGCUGCAGCUGGAUUAGUGUUAAGUUCUGGACACCAACUAUGACAGGGUUAGUAACAAAUUGGGUAGAAACCAAAAAACAGCAACAAAAAGCUGCAUGUGCUUGGAAAGAUGAAUAGAAACUGAUACCUAGAAUUCUGAGAACAGAAUCCUGCGAGCAAAUCUAAAUACAUCUGUCUAUUUAGCAUAGGGAAGAAUAGCUUAUUCUCAGUACUAAGCCAGACUAGGUGAGGAAACUGACAUGUUUAUCAUGUUCACCCUAGUUGAAAAGGGCAACAAAUACAUUUUUAUAUUUAUUUUCCUAGCACCUUUCUGGCCAUUACAUUCUACUAGUGAAUAAAAUACAAAGAAAGAAAAGAUCUUUAGAGCUUGCCUCAUAUAUUUGUUGGUGAUGAAGAGGUAUUUUCUGAAUGAGGUGAUAUAAAUAAAGUCUUUGCAUUUAGCAGGGGACACCUAAAUUAUUUCUGCCUCAAGAAAGCAGACCACACAAGGUAACAGAAGUAAAAGGAAAAACAAUAACCCAGUUUUCUCCUGUUUGGUCAAUUUUACUCCACAUUUAAAAGACACCUUGGCUGUGUAGAGAAAAUGACUAGCCAUUCAAAUCACUUAGUAGGACAACAGCAUUUUAAAGGAAAUUAGUACUUUAUGGCUUUAUGAAUUCCUAAUCUAUAAUGAAACUAUGCAGCUCAAGUGGUAGGCUUAUAGCAAGGACAGUUCUCUUGAGACAUUACUGAAGCAAUGUUCUUACUGCAGCACUACUUAAAUGGUUUUUUGCUUGGGUUGGGUGUUUCUAAUGUUUGUUUUUUUAGAGCACAUAGUAAAUUAUUCUACUAAUGUGGCCACAGCAUGUUCACUUCAGAAUUCUCUUGUAGCUUAUCCAGAAAACAGAGCAUGUCCCAGGUCAGUGGCAGUACAUAUGUGGUUCAUACCCCUCUCUGCUGCUGUGUUCCUGGCUGGCCAGUUCAAGGGGUAGUAAAUAUUUAAAUUGGCAGCCUGCACACAGUGGGUGGAAAUUGAAUAGUCUCUUUGAUCAUACUCUUAAAAAGCCAGCAUAUAGAGUUUUGUUACCCUGGUAACAAAAAAAUUCUGGUACUGCUGAGCUGAGGGUCCAGUAAAUUGGUUAUUUUGCAUCAGCAUAACCUAGAUAAUCAAGCAUUUUUAAAUAUGCUUAAUUCUGCCUCUCCAUGACUCAAUCCCUUCUACUUUCAUCUCCACUGACUGCUAGAAUGUUAUCCCUAUACAAUGGUUUAUUGUAUCAUGUUAAAAACUAACCACUACAUGCAUUCCUGAGUAUCCCCAGAGUAUUGU
Messenger RNA from Oenanthe melanoleuca, 5416 nucleotides. It is a transcript of the gene CDC7, whose product is annotated as cell division cycle 7. Gene Ontology annotation, biological process: mitotic DNA damage checkpoint signaling; protein phosphorylation. The transcript is spliced from 12 exons. Lineage: Eukaryota; Metazoa; Chordata; Aves; Passeriformes; Muscicapidae. Bases 158 to 1810 code for a protein of 550 amino acids. Gene Ontology annotation, cellular component: nucleus. Gene Ontology annotation, molecular function: ATP binding; protein serine/threonine kinase activity. The record is from RefSeq and is a predicted model, not a curated record.